AUAAAAAAUUAGGUGAACUUUCCACUAACCUCGAUGGAGUAAGAAAAGGGGUCGAUGAUGCCAAUGCCAGAAUUGAAGCCCAAGGUAAAAAGCUAGGUGAAGAGAUGGGUAAUAUAAAAACCGAACUUGAAGGAGCCAUCCAACAGCAAGGAGAAAAAUUCGAUAAAGAAUUAAAAGCCUUAGACAAAAAAAUUGCCAAUGCUACCGGUCAAAUGAAAAAGGACUUAGAAAGGGAAAGGCAAGAACGUAAAAACGAAAUGGCUCAACAAAAGCAAGAGUUAGAAAGCCAAAUUAAGGAAGCCACUAAACAACUAACUAAGGCUCAAGAAGAAUUAAAAAAAGAACUGGACGACUUCAAACAAGAAGUCAAUGAACGCUUCGAACAACAAGAAAAGAAAAUUCUCGAAAAUAAACGCAAAAUCGAGGAAGAAAAACGCCAACGAGAGGCUGAAAUCAAAGAAGUCAAAGAUAAAAUCAAUCAAGCCAACACCAAAAUCAAUAAUCUCCAACAAGAAAAAGACGAACUCCAAGAAAACUUCCAAAAAUACCAACACUCCACCCAACGGAAAAUGGAAGAAGUUCAGCAAGAUUUUGAAGACUAUCAAGCCGAAACCGACAGCAAAUUCCGCACCCAACAAGCCAAGUAUCAAGCCGAUUUAGAAGAGACCAAAGAAGAAUUUGAAGCCCAAGCAAAAAACCUGGACACUCAACUUAAAGAUAACCAAGAAAUCUUAGCCGAACACGAGGAAGAUUUAGCCCAAGUUAAAUACGAACAAAAAAAGCAAAACAUCCUCAAUCAAGAAAUCUACGAAGAAUUACAAGAAACUAAUGAUAUUCUUUUUGCCCAACAACGCAAAUUAAACUUAGUUUCUCAGCAAAUGGAAGAUAUUCAGGAAGAAGUCCACCUGAGAAUGGAUAAACUCUCCACUCAACUAGAACAAAGAACCGCUCAAACCCUCAAUAUCGCUCAACAAGCCCAUCAACGAGUAGAUAAAUUAACCCAAGAAGAAGAAAUAGAAAAAGUUCGUCAAGCAGCCAAACGGGAAAAUGAACGCUUAGAAAAUAUUAUUAAAACCCAGCAAUUAUUAGAUACUUCGGUCGAGGAUGCUAAAAUAGAUAAAAUAAAAAAAUCCUUAGAACUCAAAGCCGAAGAGGCUAAAUUAUUAGCCACCCUCAAUCUCUUAAAAGAAACUAAGCAAUUA
Messenger RNA from Ambispora leptoticha, 1202 nucleotides. The record is from the annotation of a GenBank genome assembly. NCBI's taxonomy places the organism in Eukaryota, Fungi, Glomeromycota, Glomeromycetes, Archaeosporales, Ambisporaceae.